Molecule: messenger RNA, 1240 nt
Organism: Helianthus annuus (common sunflower)
Lineage: Eukaryota; Viridiplantae; Streptophyta; Magnoliopsida; Asterales; Asteraceae
Product: formin-like protein 20
Exons: 4
Coding region: 668-1081 (137 amino acids)
Source: RefSeq, a predicted model, not a curated record
UGGCUUUCCACAUACCACCGCUCAUUAUACCAUAGAGAGAGAUGGUUAGAGAGAGAAACAUAUAGAGGGAGAGACAGCACGACACGGUCGUACGGUUCCGGCAACUACAACUAGACCAUAGAUCGUCGGCCACCAGAUAUUUCGCAUUUGAAGCUCGCGAUUAACUGUACAGGUUAGGGUUUUCAAAUAAUCGUAUUGAACCCUCAUGUUGUGGUCGAUUGUGAGUCACAGACUGAGCUUCGCCGUCUAAGUUCUUAGAAGCAAGCUCAGUUGGUUGGUUGGCCGGUUGUCUCCAUUGGAGGCGUCGGUUCGAUCCCCGGCUGGUGCUGGGUAUUGGACAUCUCGGUGAGGGCUUGGCCUGGGGUUUUACCCGGGUUCGAGUCGAGGGGGGGGGGGUUUACCUAUUCAACGGGGUUUCCGCGCAUCAGGGGUGUGCUGCGCUUUCUAGCGGUGGUCGAGUAGUCGGCCUUUGGACAUAGCCCCGAAAGGGUGGGUUUACACGUGGAAAGCAGUUAGCCGUUCAAAAAAAAAAAAAAAUCUUCCGACUUUGUGAUUGUAGGAAGAGUGUGAAUUGGUGAAAAUUGAUAUUCAUCACCGUGUUCAAGGAGAUGUGGUUCUUGAAUGUGUACAUGUGGAUCAUGUUAGGGAGGAGAUUAUAUUUAGAGUAAUGUUUCACACAGCAUUUGUGCGAAGUGGCGUACUCAAUUUGAGUUGUGAUGAAGUUGAUGUUAUGUGGGAUGCAAGAGACCAGAUGCAAAAGAACUUUAAAGCAAAGGUAUGUUUUUUGGAUGCUGAUGCUCUACCAUCUAUAAUCACCACAAAAGGAGAAUUUGACGACAAGAAUGGGACCGAAAGUCCUACACAUGAAGAGUGUUUAAAGGUCGAAGAGAUUUUUAGUAAUGCGGUUGAUGAGCAAAAAAUUAAGGUGGAUGCUGAAAAUGGUGAUAUAGUCUUGAAGGAAGGACCUGUACCAGAAUCCGAAGUUGAUGCAUUUGAAGACUAUGAACCAGAUGAUGGGAACAAAAAACCUGAAAACAGGAUUUUAGUUUGGUAUGAAGAUGCACGGUGGUCGCAACAAUGAAGCACAUUGAGUAGAACCGGCCGCAACGCGCCGGGUACUACUCCUAGUUAUAUAACACUACAAAAAGCAACAUGUACCCCUUUGUUUAACACACAUACCUAUUGGCUAUUUGAUUAAGGCAUACUCUUUUGUUUAAUACAUGCCCUUUUGUUAAACACA